Messenger RNA from Microthlaspi erraticum, 906 nucleotides. The record is from the annotation of a GenBank genome assembly. NCBI's taxonomy places the organism in Eukaryota, Viridiplantae, Streptophyta, Magnoliopsida, Brassicales, Brassicaceae.
AUGGAUGCUCUUCUGCAAGUACCCGUUGAUGGGUUCAGAUUCGAGACCGGUGCUUCUGGAUCUCGUUGCAAACCAAGAAACAAUCUCGACUCCGCCGCCACCAAUCGUUUCACCUGUCUCAACGAAUCUGAAUCUCAGAACACUUCUUCUCCGGCAGAUUCUACGGUAUGUUCAGAUGACCAUCCUGUUUUCAAGUACAUCAAUGACAUGUUGAUGGAAGAAGAUCUCGAAGAACAGUCUUCUAUGCUGGAAGACAGUUUGGCUCUACAAACCGCCGAGAGAUCUUUCUUCGAUGUCCUUCACGAUCAAACUCCAAUCUCCGGCGAGCAAGAAGACGACGGAAACUUCAGCUCCAUAACGAGCGUACACCAACCAUCCUCAGAUUUCACUGAGAUUGCGAAUUCCAACGAGGUCUCAACAAGAAGGUAUCGAAAUCGGUACGAUGAUGAAGAAGACGAUCUUGAAAGCGGGCGGAGAUCGAAGCUCCCUGCAAUCUCUACGGUUGAUGAGCUUGCGGAGAAGUUCGAGGAAGUGUUGUUAGUCUGUCAAACGAACAACCAACAAGAAGCAAUACCGAACAAAACCGGACGAGCAAAGAGCUCAUCGAACCGAACCAAGCAACAGAUCAUAACAGAACAGCCAGUGGACAUGAGGAAUCUCCUGAUGCAAUGCGCGCAAGCAGUAGCGAGCUUCGACCAGAGCAGAGCCGCAGAGAAGCUGAAGGAGAUAAGAGAACACUCUUCAAGCCACGGUGACGCAACGCAGAGACUCGGUUACCAUUUCGCUGAGGCGCUUGAAGCACGUAUCACCGGAAUCAUGACCACACCAAUCUCCGCCACUUCAAGCAGAACAUCAAUGGCUGACAUUUUGAAAGCGUACAAAGGCAACAACGCUCCACAUCAUUGA